Plasmodium relictum is the source of this 2457-nucleotide messenger RNA. RefSeq names its product cyclin related protein, putative. The coding region runs from base 1 to 2457 and encodes 818 amino acids. Lineage: Eukaryota; Apicomplexa; Aconoidasida; Haemosporida; Plasmodiidae. The transcript is spliced from 2 exons. The record is from RefSeq and is a predicted model, not a curated record.
AUGAAUCAAGCUUCCGUAAAAUCAAAAUUUAAAACAGCUGAAUUCGGUAAUAAUGAAACUAAGGGUGUAAGGUUUAUGAAUAAAACAAAAAAUAAUCAGAAUACAAUAAGCAAAAAUGUAACUGCGCAAAAUUCGUUGUCAUCACAAAAAAAUACAUUUACUAAAAAUUCCAGUUUAAAAAUGAGAACAAAUAAUAAUUCAUUAAACCAUCCCCCUAAAUAUAUCUUGAAGAAUAAUCAAAAUUUUCCUCAUAAAAUUUCUCAAGCUCCUUUAACGAAAACACAUAAUGAAUUAAGAUGCGAAGAAAAAAAAUUUUCUUCAUUUAAUACAAGAAACUCAUUAAAUGAUGAUCCCAAAAAAUCUUUUAUCGUUAAACCAACAGCACUAAACAAAAAUGAAGAAAAAUAUAAUGAUCGAAAAAAUGUAAAAAAAAUUUUUAAUGAUAGUAAUAGCGGUUUAAAGAGAAAUGAUAAUAAUACUAGAUUAACUAGAAUUUUUAAUGCUCAAUCAACGAACAAUACUGCUAAUAAUUCCACAUAUAAUACUGCAUAUAAUGUUCAAAGUAAAAUAGAAAAUAAUAAAAGUGAUAAUGUGAAUAAUUCAGAAAAUUUUAUACAUACUUAUUCUUCGCCAGCUAAAAGAAAAUAUGAAACCUUUGAAAAUGUAAAUAAAAAUGAUGAAAAAGAUAAUAGGGAAAUGAAAACGCAAAAUAAAAGAUUUGCUCAAAAGAAUUAUAAUCUUGAUAAUAAUCUAAAUUUAGAAUGCAAUAAAAAUUUUAACAAUAAUAAUAUUUUAAAUAACACAAGUGAAAAUAUGAAUAGCUAUAGUAAAUAUUCAAAUGAUAACUUAUUUAAUAAAAAUAAUUUAAAUAACAAAUUCUCAGAAAAAAAUAUUUCUUAUAGUAAAAAUAAAAAUGAAACAUUAUUAAAUAGUUCAUAUCCAUUAUUGAAUCCAAUUAAAACAAAUGAUAAUUUUAAUUCAAAUUCACUUGGUAGAAACUACACUAAUUGCGAGCGUUUGAGAAAUAAUAAAAAUAUGCUAAAUGAUCAUAAUUAUGAAUUAAAUCAAAAACAUUAUUAUAAGGAAAAAAAUGGGAACCUUAAUUUAGAAAAUAAUAAAAAUAAAAAUAAUACGGAAUUCAUAGAACAAUUUAAUAACCAUAAAAAUGAAAAUCAUAACGAAGUUUAUUAUUUGAAUGAUUCUUUAAUCAAAGAUGAUAGAAACUUGAAUUAUAUAAUAGAAACAAAUAGUGAAAAAAUAAUAAACACAAGUAAUGAAAAUAAUAAUGAUAAUUUUAACUCAUGUACAUUUGAUAGAUUAAGUGAAGAAAAUUUUAAUUCUUACAUGAAAAGAAAAAUAGAUAAAAAUUGUGAUAUUACCACUAACAAUAUAGAAGAAUUUAAUAUAAUGAAUAAUAGUAUCAAUGAAAAUGUUUCAAAUAAUUCCAAGAAAUUUAGUAAUAUAUUAAAAAAUCAUGUAGAAAAAAAUAAAAUGAAAUUUAUAUUAAGUAAUGAAAAAAUUAUGUUAAGAAAUGACAUAACAGAAACAAAUAAUAUAGAAUUAAAAAAUUUAUCGAAUUCACCUUUUUCUGAAGCCAAUAUAAAUAAUAACAUAGAAAAUUAUCAAGAAAAACAUACAUAUUUUAAGUAUAAUGGAAUAAAUAAAGUGUCUAAAAGUUUAAAUCAGAAUGAACUAAGGGAUAUGGCAAAUAAAAAAAUAAAUAUAGAUACAUAUAAAAGUAAUGAUCGUGAAUAUAUAUAUUUUCAAAAUAUUAUUAAUAAUAUGGAAAAUUGUAAUAGCGUAGAAAACGACAUUGAUACAUUAUACAAACAUGUUAUGAACUUAAAUGAAUACUCAUUAAACUUUAAUUAUGAAAAUGAAUGCAUAAAUGACAUCUUAAAUUUAUCAAAUAAUGUUAAUAAUAAUAUACAAAGUAUACAACAGAUUAUUUAUAAUAAAAAAAAAGUAGUUCAAGAUAAAAGAAAUAUUGUUAAUGAGGAAUAUGAAAAUAUUUGCCAGAAACUAAAAGAUUGCGAAUCUAUAUUUUGUGAUACAAAUGAUGAAACUGGAGAAAAAAAGUUAAAGGUUUUUUAUGAAAUUGAUGAAAAAAAAAAUACAUUAAAAAAUAAGUAUGAACUGAAAAAAAUGUUAUUAAAAAAAGCACAAUAUAAAAUUGACAAGCUACAAGAAUACACCGAUGCUAUCAAGUUUAAAACAUUGGCUAUUUCAAAAAGAUACAAGAAAACCUUUUUAUUGAUUGAAGAACUUUUUCGCUUGAAAAUAAUAAAAGACAAAGAAAAUCAACUAGAAGUUUGCUUAAUACCUAAAAAUACAGAAACAGAUAUGUGGCAUCGGCUACAAUUAGAUAAAAAUGAAAUAACUUCUGAUGCUUGCAAUUAUUUGUGGAGUCAAAUAGAAUCAUUUGUUGAUAAAGAAACAUUUAAUAAUUACUUUUGA